Molecule: messenger RNA, 1142 nt
Organism: Odocoileus virginianus texanus
Lineage: Eukaryota; Metazoa; Chordata; Mammalia; Artiodactyla; Cervidae
Source: RefSeq, a predicted model, not a curated record
AUGGCGGAGGUGCUGAGCCUGCAGCUGCUGACUCUCUGGCUGGUGUGUCACGCAGACAUCCCUCCAGCUGGCUCCCCAGCCUCCAGCCCCAGGCCAUGGCUGGGCGCUCAGCCCGCUGCAGUUGUGAUCCCCGGGGUCAAUGUCACCUUGAGGUGCCAGGCACCCCAGCCCGCCUGGAGGUUUGCACUCUUCAGGUCUGCAGAGCUCACUGCUGUGAUUCACCGGGAUGUAGCUGUGGAACUGGCGGAGUUCUUCCUGGAGGAGGUGACCCCAGCCCAGGGGGGCAGUUACCAAUGCUGCUACUGGAGGCGAGGCUGGGGGCCAGAUGUCUGGUCCCACCGCAGUGAUGCCCUGGAACUGCUGGUGACAGGUGAGACCCGGGGUCCAGACCCCACACCUCCGCCCCAGACCCGGGGUCCAGACCCCACACCUCCGCCCCAGACCCGGGGUCCAGACCCCACACCUCCGCCCCCAGACCCGGGGUCAGACCCCACACCUCCACCCCCAGGCCCGGGGUCAGACCCCACACCUCCGCCCCCAGGCCCGCGGUCCAGACCCCACACCUCCGCCCCCAGGCCCGCGGUCCAGACCCCACACCUCCGCCCCCAGACCCGGGGUCAGGACCCACACCUCCGCCCCCAGACCCGGGGUCGAAGCCCUGCUCCCAUGCNGUCCAGGACCCACACCUCCGCCCCCAGACCCGGGGUCAGGACCCACACCUCCGCCCCCAGACCCGGGGUCGAAGCCCUGCUCCCAUGCAGCCCCUUCAAGGGCUCGGGCGCCUCGGACUACACCCAGGGCAACGUCCUCCGCCUGGCGCUGGCGGGCCUGGUCCUCAUCUCGCUGGGUGCGCUGGUCGUCUUCGACUGGCACAGCCAGAAUCGCGCCUCUGGCAACGUCUGGGCCUGAGCCCGGGCUGGCAGAGAAGACUUCCCAGAGAGGAAGGAGAAGACGCUGGGGUCCCAUGGCUGGACCGGCCCUGCCAGCAGCCCCACAGCCCAGCUUCCCGAGUAAUAAUGACCUUGCACCGCGACCUGGAUCAUCCUUCUGGGUCAUAUCUCCAGGACCUCCCAGAUCAGUAGAAGGCACUGUCAGUGGUUAAGCCUUCCUAGCCAGUAAGACCUGAGAUCGAAUCCCAGUGC